AUGGACUCCAGUGAUGCUGGUCGAUCCCACCGCCUCAAAUCCCUCCUUUCAGAAUUCGGGCUUCCACCCGAAGCCGAGGUGCCCCAACUGCAGGCAAGGUACCGCUUCCUCGCGAAGCAGAGGCACCCGGACAUGGUCUCAUUUCACUGCCGCAGGCAUGCGACCGCGGACUUCGUAAAGUUGCACAGUCGAUAUCGGGAGACGCUGUCUCUGUUACAGUCCGGGACACUGCCGAGUGGCGGUGGGUACGGUGAUCACAUCAUUAGAAGCCACAAUGGCCUGUUCUACCAUGAUCCAUACAAAUGGGCUCCUUCGAAAAGAGGCGGACGACGGUGGCAGCGUGAAGGUCAUUACGAGCCACCAGCGAGUUGGAUGACCAAAAUACGGGGACUCGCAGUAGUCGGUUGCUUGAUGGCGCUUGUGCUCUUCGUCUUUGACAGAACUGCGCGGAAAAGGAGCCUGACUUCAUGGAACUAG
Messenger RNA from Symbiodinium necroappetens, 477 nucleotides. The record is from the annotation of a GenBank genome assembly. Lineage: Eukaryota; Dinophyceae; Suessiales; Symbiodiniaceae.